UUCCCAUUCAGAUGCAGUAUAGUCGUUUUCCAACAGGAAAAUCCUCGUCCAUACAUACAUAAUUUCCAAGCAUAAGUUCUUUUCUAAAAUUAAGAUUAAUGUGCAUGUCACUCUAAUUUGUACUUCUCUUCACGUGUUGAUUGCAUUUGGUCUCUGGGCGGUGAGUCACGUGAUACGCAACUAGAUACAACGUAGAACUACUACCAAGUAACAAUUACCACACAGUGGAGGUCCUUUAUGGAAGACCGACGACGUACUCGGUCUAUGCUUCUAUAUAUAGAGCACGUACCACCGUUACUCCGAUCACCACCAUCUUCAACAACCUCUCUUCUUCUCCUCUUCCAUUCUCUUCUCGGUUAGCCUUCGGUGGGAAUCGAAAUGGAGGUGGUGCAGAUACUUCACAUGAACAAAGGCAACGGCGAGGCUAGUUAUGCCCAAAAUUCCAAAGUUCAGAACAAAAUAUUUGCAAUCGCAAAGCCAAUCCUUGAGAAAGCCUUGCUCGAACUGUUGGGGUCAAACCGUCUUAUGGCAAUGGAGAGUAUGGGCAUAGCGGAUUUGGGUUGCUCAUCUGGACCUAACACCUUGCUUCUCAUAUCGGAGAUCAUGGAUGUCAUACAUGCCCAACUCAGCAGUGGCCAGCUGCAUCCCUCGUGGUCGUCAAUGGAGUUUAGAGUGUUUCUCAACGACCUAUUCAGCAACGACUUCAACACCGUCUUCAUGACACUUCCCGCAUUCUACAACAAGCUGAGAGAAGACGAUCGCUACAGGAGAUUGUUUGGGGCUAACCCCAACCUCUUCAUUUCCGCUGUGCCGGGCUCUUUCUACGGCAGAUUGUUUGCCAGAAAAAGCCUGCAUUUCGUGCACUCGUCCUCCAGUCUUCACUGGCUCUCUCAGGUUCCCCCGAGCCUGGAAAGCAAGGCCGGCACGGCCUUGAACAAGGGGAAGAUCUACAUUUCUAAGAGCAGUCCGCAAUGCGUAUUGGAUGCGUACUCACUUCAAUUCCACGAGGACUUUUUGAUGUUUCUCAAGUCUCGGGCAGAAGAAAUAGUUGGAGGAGGAAGAAUGGUCUUGUCAUUCAUGGGCAGGCCAACACUUGACCCUACAACCGAACAGAGUUGCUACCAUUGGGAACUCUUGGCCCUUGCAUUGAUGAGCAUGGUUUCAGAUGGUCUUGUGGAAGAGGAGAAAGUUGAUUCCUUCAACGCUCCCUACUAUGCCCCAUGUGCAGAGGAACUGAAGUCGGAGUUGCAAAAGGACGGCUCCUUCAUAAUGGACCGACUUGAAGCGUUCGAAAUUGAUUGGGACGGUGGUGGUGAUGUUGUUGAUGAUCAAGCUAAUAUCGUUAAUGGUUUUGAUCAUGAUCAGAUGGUGGCUAUUAGUGGGAAGCGGGUGGCCAAAACCAUAAGAGCGGUGGUAGAGUCAAUGAUCGAAGCUCAUUUCGGGAUAGAAAUUAUGGAUGAUCUGUUUCAGAGGUACACGGAGCUCGUCACCAAUCACUUGUCAAAGAGGAGAACCAAGUAUAUCAAUUUGGUCAUUUCGCUGAUAAGAAGGGAUUGAAUUCAGUUUUUCCUCCUUUAGAAGUACAAGUGAACGUGGGCACUUCUUCUUCUUCUUUUUUAGGUUUUAUUUCAUAGGAUUUGACUCCGCCAUUUGUGGCUAAUUUUCUUCAUAGAUACGGUUUAAAUUGAGUGUUUGCUAUUAGAUAUAAUUGUGAGUAACCACAAAUUUCUUAGUGUGACCA
Rosa rugosa (rugosa rose) is the source of this 1741-nucleotide messenger RNA. RefSeq names its product probable jasmonic acid carboxyl methyltransferase 2. Gene Ontology annotation, biological process: methylation. Bases 379 to 1557 code for a protein of 392 amino acids. Gene Ontology annotation, molecular function: S-adenosylmethionine-dependent methyltransferase activity. The transcript is spliced from 3 exons. The record is from RefSeq and is a predicted model, not a curated record. Lineage: Eukaryota; Viridiplantae; Streptophyta; Magnoliopsida; Rosales; Rosaceae.